AACAAAGCGCCAACUCUUUCAACCGCCUUGAUAGCUUGCUAGACAACAUAAAACUGAAAGAUUGACGUUUUAGGCCAUGUUAAUGUGCAUUAGCUAAUCGCAGUGUUUAAAACACAUUUCAGUUGACGUUAACAGAACCUAAUGUGCUUGUUCAAUUUGCAAUUUUUUUAAAGAUUGAUACUUAGCCUAGCAUUAAGCUAUUCGCUAAUGCUAACUAACUAGCUAACAUCCCUGACCAUGAGCUCAUUAAACUACUCAUCCCCUGCUGAAGAAGAGGAUGUCUGCUGUCCGGAGAAAGAAGCUCUGGCGCUGAACAUUGUCGUGAAAGACGAAGAGGAGGAUAUUACAGUGAAAGGAGAGAAAGAUGCUCUGGCGCUGAACAUUGUCGUGAAAGACGAAGAGGAGAAUAUUACAGUGAAAGGAGAGAAAGAUGCUCUGGCGCUGAACAUUGUCGUGAAAGACGAAGAGGAGAAUAUUAGAGUGAAAGGAGAGAAAGAUGCUCUGGCUCUGGACAUUGUCGUGAAAGACGAAGAGGAGGAUAUUACAGUGAAAGGAGAGAAAGAACCUUUCAGAAUGAAAAAGGAGGAAGAAGAGGCUGUUAUAGGGAAAGAAGAGAAAGCAUCCUCUUCCUCUCUAAAAGGUUCUAUCUCAGUAAAGGUGAAGGAGGAAGAGGUUUUGGGAGUGAAAGAGGAGGAGACAGAAUAUCAGAUUAACACCAGAGAGAGACAUGACUAUCGUGGAUCCUCUGGGGAGCCUCAACAUCCUGAUGCUGACGAGACAGAGAAGAGUCUUUUCAUUUCAGAACACCAGAUGGACAACGCAAGCCCUUCCUCUCUCCCGGAGUCCCCGUGUCGUGCCUCUCCCGGUAGCACCUUACUGCUGGGUAUAAAGAGGUUGUCUGUGCUGCUGGUGGACUGCAGGAAAACAACAGGGCUGAGUGGAACUGUGAGAGGAGGAGGAGCGAAGAAAGGAUCAGCUUUGACUCAUCAAAGAGAAAGACCAGACUCGGAGGAACCAGAGCCAGGGACGUCCAAACCAGCAAGACGACACCAGUGCUCCCACUGUGGAAAGAGUUUUAGCCAGAAAGCACACCUGAAAGCUCACGAGAGAAUACACACAGGGGAGAAACCUUACCACUGCUCCCAGUGUGGAAAGUGUUUCAACCAUUCAUGGAAGCUGAAGCUGCAUGAGAGAAUACACACAGGAGAGAAGCCUUACCACUGCUCCCAAUGUGGAAAGUGUUUCGUCCGUUUGGGGGAGCUGAAACAACAUGAGAGAAUACACACAGGAGAGAAGCCUUACCACUGCGCCCAAUGUGGAAAGUGUUUCAACCAGAAAGGACACCUGAAAAAACAUGAGAGAAUACACACAGGGGAGAAGCCUUACCACUGCUCCCAAUGUGGAAAGUGUUUCAACCAGUCGGGGGAGCUGAAACGGCAUGAGAGAAUACACACAGGAGAGAAGCCUUACCACUGCUCCCAAUGUGGAAAGUGUUUCAACCAGUCGGGGGAGAUGAAACUACAUGAGAGAAUACACACAGGAGAGAAGCCUUACCAUUGCUCCCAGUGCGGACAGAGUUUCAACCGGAAAACAUACCUGAAAGCACAUGAGAGAAUACACACAGGAGAGAAGCCUUACCACUGCUCCCAAUGUGGAAAGUGUUUCGCCCGUUUGGAUGAGCUGAAACGACAUGAGAGAAUACACACAGGAGAGAAGCCUUACCACUGCUCCCAAUGUGGAAAAUGUUUCGUCCGUUCGGGGGAGCUGAAACUACAUGAGAGAAUACACACCGGAGAGAAGCCUUACCACUGCUCCCAAUGCGGAAAGUGUUUCGUCCGUUCGGGGGCGCUGAAACAACAUGAGAGAAUACACACAGGAGAGAAGCCUUACCAUUGCUCCCAAUGUGGAAAGUGUUUCAACCAGAGAGGAAACCUGAAACAACAUGAGAGAAUACACACAGGAGAGAAACCUUACCACUCCUCACAGGGUGCAAACCAUUAGCCCAUUUAGGAUGCCUGAAAGAACACAUUAGACUGCACACAGACGAGAAGGCUUAGAAAAGCUCAGACUGUGGGAAAACAUAGAGAAUCCACACAGGAGAGAGAAAUUACUUCUCUUGGCGUGUAUGUUGAUAUUUCAUAUCACAUUGACUUAAAAUUCAUCAGAGAACAUACACAGUGCUCCCGUUGUCUUAUAUUGUUGACUGACAAUGUGUUUACCUGUCUUUACCAUAUGAAAUUAAAUGGUACAGGGUAUACUCAAACAUAUAUUUGUUUGUUUUUAUUAGAAAACAUGAAGUGAAUAUGGAGUCUGUCAGUUUGAAUAUAAAGAAGAUCAGGUUCCUUCUUUUAAACUCUUUGUGUGUUUAUCUGGGUGUGUCAUUCCUCCAGCACUACAGAUAUUCAAGUGAUAUUUGGAUGUGAUGCAUUAGUUCCAUUGUUGACAUUUGCAUUGUUGGCCCACUGAUGAUUUAAUGAAAUGAAAAUGUUCAGACUCUGUAAUGGAAAAUGUUAAUUGUUUGUGUGUCCACAUAACUGAGUAUGUGACUAACCUUGUGAAACUGUCCUAUUAUAAUCUCCUGUUCUUGUGACUAUCAUCCUGUGUUGCAAACCAGCUGCACCUGCAUCCUUGUAUGAAUAAAGUCCCACCCAGGAACAGGAAACUAUAAAGAUAUGUGCUAAUCACUCAAUGCUUCAGGAAUUCAGACUGUCUACACUGCGCUGUGUAACUCUGUUAUUCUCUCUGAGCUCAGAAAUAAAGAAUCUUGGUUUGACUUGGA
Molecule: messenger RNA, 2779 nt
Organism: Oncorhynchus masou masou (cherry salmon)
Lineage: Eukaryota; Metazoa; Chordata; Actinopteri; Salmoniformes; Salmonidae
Product: gastrula zinc finger protein XlCGF17.1-like
Exons: 4
Coding region: 238-2001 (587 amino acids)
Biological process (GO): regulation of transcription by RNA polymerase II
Cellular component (GO): nucleus
Molecular function (GO): DNA-binding transcription factor activity, RNA polymerase II-specific; RNA polymerase II cis-regulatory region sequence-specific DNA binding
Source: RefSeq, a predicted model, not a curated record